This is a messenger RNA of Pisolithus orientalis, 1838 nucleotides long. RefSeq names its product RING-5 domain-containing protein. Gene Ontology annotation, biological process: protein polyubiquitination; positive regulation of proteasomal ubiquitin-dependent protein catabolic process; ubiquitin-dependent protein catabolic process. Gene Ontology annotation, molecular function: ubiquitin conjugating enzyme binding; zinc ion binding; ubiquitin protein ligase activity. Gene Ontology annotation, cellular component: ubiquitin ligase complex; cytoplasm. Lineage: Eukaryota; Fungi; Basidiomycota; Agaricomycetes; Boletales; Pisolithaceae. The coding region runs from base 56 to 1735 and encodes 559 amino acids. The record is from RefSeq and is a predicted model, not a curated record. The transcript has 9 exons.
CACCAAGUAGUACAUACCACCGCAAUACACCAACAAUACCACGGCGACGACGAACAUGUCAUCAGACAACGACUACGACUACUCAGACGACGACGGUGAGUACUACUAUGACGACGAGGACAUGAUGAGCGUCGAGGAGGACGAAGACUCGGCGUCGUCAGACGAUGGUAUGGACAUGGAUGAUUUCGGGGACGAUUUCAAAGUCCCCCAGCGCACCGUCCGUAAGACGUACGAGAUCGAGUACGAGUCGCUCCCGCAGUCUGCUGUCGAGAGACUCGUGGCGAGCGACAUCGAUCACAUAAGUGGAAUAUUCGGCGUCGAGGCGAGUGCAGCGUCGUUACUGCUGCGGUACAUGAAUUGGAAUAAAGAGCGGUUGAUAGAAAAAUACAUGGAUAACGCUUCGGCGGUCACUGUCGCUGCAGGCAUCUCUCCCCCCUCUAGAGCUUCGCCCUCCGCACUUGGCCCUGACCGCUCGCAGGGCUCUUCUUCGGGCACUCGCACGAGCGGAUUCCGCCGGUCCGCACGCCAGACACCAGCUCUACCGAAGGCAAAACCUCAACCCUUUGUUUGUCCAAUCUGCUUCGACGAUACCCAGGCAUCAUUUGCAGCACUUGCAUGUGAUCACACGUUUUGUUCCGGGUGCUGGACUGCCUACAUCACGGGUAAGAUUCGUGAGGAGGGUGAACACGCGAUCAGAUGUAUGGCAGAGGGCUGUGCUCUUGUGGCACCGGACCCCUUCGUCCGAACUGCACUUACCGAUGACCCAGAGACCUGGGAGAGAUUUAAUGGGCUGCUCGUGCGACAUUUCGUAGCAUCCAACCCGAAUCUCAAGUACUGUCCAUACCCAUCGUGCACGUACACGGUAUCGUGUCCUACUGCGGCCUCCAAAAGUGCCCUGACGACGAUCGUGCCCAUCGUGACAUGUGGCCCAGAUGUGAACCCCCCGCACAGAUUUUGUUUUGGCUGUCCAAUCGAGAGCGACCACCGGCCUGUGAUUUGCUCGAUUGCGAAGAUGUGGUUGAAAAAAUGUCGAGAUGAUAGCGAGACCGCUAAUUGGAUCAAGAGCAAUACCAAGGAAUGUAGUAACUGUCAAAGUACGAUCGAGAAGAAUGGAGGUUGCAACCAUAUGACGUGUAAAAAGUGCAAGCACGAGUUCUGCUGGGUGUGCAUGGGUCCAUGGUCAGAGCACGGCACGGCAUGGUACUCGUGCAACCGUUAUGACGAAAAGGGUGGAGUGGAUGCUCGAGACGCUCAGUCGAAAAGCCGAGCUUCAUUAGAGCGCUACCUUCACUAUUACAAUCGGUGGGCCAACCACGAACAGUCUGCUAAAUUGUCGGUUGAGCUGUACGCGAAGACGGAGAAGAAGAUGGAGGAGAUGCAGGUUACGUCCAACUUGACUUGGAUUGAGGUGCAGUUUAUGAAGAAGGCGGUGGAUGAGGUGUUCAAGUGCCGUAUGACGCUUAAGUGGACGUAUGCGAUGGCUUACUAUCUUGAGAAGGGGAAUGAGAAGGAGUUGUUUGAAGAUAACCAGCGGGACCUGGAGCGUGCGGUAGAGGAUCUGUCAGAGUUGCUAGAGUCGCAGAUUGAGCCUGAGAUCAUUCCGACCCUUCGACAGAAGGUGACAGACAAGACGGUGUACGUGUCGAAGCGAAACGAGAUCAUGUUAGAAGACACUGCCAAGGGAUUCUUGGAAGGCAGAUGGCAAUGGAAUGUUCCUGUGGAGGGGUUCGACUAGACGCUGUCUUGGCGUAGUAGUCGGGACAUGUGACAUUUGUAUACCGCCGUGUAAUGACGCCUCUUACAUAAUGCUAAUGCAGACUGUACUAAUAAUCCACUGG